Crotalus tigris (Tiger rattlesnake) is the source of this 5909-nucleotide messenger RNA. RefSeq names its product EGF domain specific O-linked N-acetylglucosamine transferase (gene EOGT). Gene Ontology annotation, cellular component: endoplasmic reticulum lumen. Bases 2990 to 4573 code for a protein of 527 amino acids. Gene Ontology annotation, molecular function: protein N-acetylglucosaminyltransferase activity. The transcript is spliced from 17 exons. The record is from RefSeq and is a predicted model, not a curated record. Lineage: Eukaryota; Metazoa; Chordata; Lepidosauria; Squamata; Viperidae.
UUAACUGAUGCAUCACAGGGGAAAGCUUUUGCCAACAAAGGUACCUCGAGUUGGCUAUCUUGUGGAAUGCUGGUACUCUAAUGAGUAUUCCUGAAGGAAUAACAUUUGGGGAAGUUGUGGCUUCUUCAGCAUUGCUGAAUUGCUAUGGUCACAUGAUCCUCAUUCUCCAUUGCAUUUUGUACACUUUUUGAAAUCUUUCAAUAGUUUAUAUUUUCUAAGUGAGACGGUAGGAUGUACCAUCCAUAAAAAUUAUCCACUUCAUAAAAAUUAAUGUUAGCAUUUGGGGAGGAGAUAUUAAUGCUAGUCAUUUAACUAUAUGCUAUUUCUUUUCUAGAAGCCAACAGUAUAUAGUGCUUAAAACUUUUGAAAUACUAUCGCAUCAAUUUUGUCAUUUGAUUAAAUUCUAUGUACAGUGUUCAAACAAUACACAAAAUGCAGUGUUUCUCUGUUUAAAAUAUUGUUUUUGAAGAUUGUAAACUGUGCCAUUUUAUGAACAAUUCAGAAACGAAGUCAGUUCAGUACUUGGAGAUAUGUUUCAUCUUGUACUUCCUAGCACAAAAUGGAAAUGAAAGGUUCUUCUGUGGUUACUGAUAUUAUUCCUAUCAUAACUGAUAUUACUUUCACAAUACUGUGAGAAAAUAUCUGCCUUUCUGAAUUUCAAACUUCUGUAUCUUAUUGCUUUAUAAAGCCAUCCUUUUUCUGGGAUAUAAUGGAGUGAAAUAAGAAAGAAGUGGAUCGAAACAAGCAACAGAGCCUGUAUUCAACUAAAAUCCUUAAUUGUUUGAGAGGAGGAGAGCAAGGACUGUUCACUGAGAGAAAAAGCCAUAUAAAUGGUAGCAUUGGAUGCCAAGCUGUGACAAAUGAGAAGAGAGUACGAUUACAGUUCUGGAUAAACCCACAUCUGAUCUAGUUGUCUCUAAAAGAUGAUGUAAUGUACAUAUUUGGCAUUCAUUAUCUCAGUGGCAUAAAUCCUGUUGCUUAAAGAAAGAAAUUAACUAUUUUUUAAUGAAUUUAACGUAAUCAUACUGGACCAAUUAAUUCUGGGCUGGGAACUAGAUAGCUUGUGUCAUAUAAAAAGAAUUCAGAGAUUGCAGGAGCAUAUUGGUACAAAUUUAAAACUGCAAAUGGGCAGUAACUCCUCCUUUUGAAAAAUCAAACGACUAAGAAUUUUAGUUCUUAAACUAAAGAAUUAAACUAAAACUAAAAUUAAGAAUUUUAGGCUCUGUUGCUUCUUUCAAUCCACUUAAAUGAGGAUUUAAAAGUUCUUUUUCAGACUAUUUCCUCACUAGAUAAUUAUACUGUACUGUCACAACUAUUGUAGCACAGAUGGUCUCCAUUAGUGCUAUAUCCCCUUAACAAUACUGCACUGUAGUUGUAUAAUGUUACUGUGUAUUCAUUAGUAAGAAUCUGGAGGAGCAUUUUCAAUUUUGCAUUUGACACAAUCCAAUUUCACUGAUUCAUCAAAACAGCUAAAGACUUCUCAGAAUCUGCAAACUAGAUUCUACAAGUUCCUGAAUCAGAAACAAUUUCAGCAAGAUUGGACAGAAGAAUUUUUUGAUCCAUUUCACUAAAAAAAACAAAUAAUAAAUCCAAGAAUGAAGAAGACAUCACUAGAAGAGUUUUGAAUGAAAGCACACAAACAACAACCAAAGAGGGCACUGAGGUCUUUCCUUCAACAUACAUUUUGUGAAAGAUUAAUUGAAUUCACUACAAUUAAAAUACUGAAAUACAGUUGCUUCAAUUACUGUCUUAAUAUGGGCCUGGCCAUGGAUAUGAUAUCGUCACAUGUAUUUAAGUCUCAUUAAGAUUUAUAAUUAGUGUAUUUUAACACAUUGGUCCAAGACUGGGAGACCCAGGGUGAUUUGAGCUAAUCAUUCCAGACUUUCCUACCUCCGCAAGACAGUUUGCUAUUCAGAAUAAAAUAAAGGAAAAUCUCAAUACAGGACAACCUGAGUUGCUGAAGAAAAGGUGGGAUAACAUUAUUAAAAAGUGAAGAUGCCCUGCAGCUUUACUGCUGGUGACCAGUGGAUACAUCCAGGGCGUUCCUUCUCCAGGAUGUUCCUCAGCUUCCCCAUCAAAUCAACCUCUGAUUCCCUGUUAGUCUUCCUUUCCUGUCCAAACUAGACUGCAUGUAUCACAACCAUGACAUGGAUGAUUGGGUAUCUCCACAGACAUUUGAGCUGCAUCUAGUUACCUUCUCUUAUCCCCACCUGCUGCUUAAUGAAAAUAUGCCGUAUUUCAAUAUUCAUUCCUCCCGUUUUAGAAAGAAGUAGUCCUUGGUGUCCCUGAUUUUUUUUUAAUUUUGUUUGAGUUCGAGACAUGCUGUUUUAAGACUCUCAAGGGCUUGGGCAUCCUCCGAGAUCACGUGAACGUGGGAAAGAGCCUCCGUUCACAUCCCAGACAGCUGUGGCCGUCGCCGAGGAGAGGCCGCCGUGAGAGACGCAGCUUGCUUGGACGCCGAUCCUCCCGGCUGAAACAGCCUCGGACUAUCCGGCGCGGCUUUCUUUCCCUCGCAGGGCUUCGCAUUCCCCAGGGACCCCAGGCCGGUGGAGAAGCCGCCCGGCCCAGUCCUCUCCAGGCCUCCCCAUUGCGCUCCCCCAGCAGCGCGGCUUGCCUUCCGGAGGGCCGAGCCACCCCGCGCUGGCCCCUCCUUCCGCAGCUGCCAUCGGGGCUCCCUGCCUGUCUACCGGCCUGCCUGCCUGCCUGCCUUCUUUCCUCGCGAGGGAAGGAGGAUCCGGGUCGCGGCCGGAAAAACUCCGGAGAGACGGCAACUGGGAAGUCGGCGAGGUGCCACUGGACCCUUCGCUCGCCUUGCGCGAAGGAGGCGCGCUUUUCCCAUCGCGGUCGGGGUUGGACAGUUUUGGCGCGUCCCGGUGAUUUGAGGACAAAUCCCUUUCAUUCACUGAAUGGAUUAUUAAGCAAACCACAAUUUUGGCUCCCCAGUUUUGGCUCUGGCACUGGAGAAAAAUAACAGGUUUUUCCCACUGCCAUGUUAAUACUGCUUGCAUUGGGAGCUGUUUUUCCAAAAAUAGUAGCCAGGGGACCGGAUGAAAAUCUUCACAAUGGCAGCAAUGUUUUGCAAGAACCAAGGUAUCCUUAUGAAACCAUCAUGUUGCCAGAAGAACAUAUCCCAUAUUUUUUACACAAUAAUCCAGGCAUUGCCACUGCUUGCAGGCAAGAUCCUCUUUGCCCAUAUAAAAAACAUUUGAAGAAAUUGAAAGCUUGUUGGGGUUAUGAGAAAUCAUGCAAACCAGAAAACAGGUUUGGAUAUCCAACAUGUGAUUAUGUUGAAAUUGGAUGGGCGAAUACUAUUGAGCAGGCCCAGGUUAUUUUCUGGAAGCAAGCGGAUUUCGGUUAUGUUAAAGAAAGGAUGAAAGAUAUGAAGACUCAUUGCAAGCCUAAGAAUGGGGGAGAUUCUUCACUUGAAUGUUCUCGUUACCUUCAGUAUUGCAAAGCAACACAUUUAUAUAUUGAUUUAAGGCAUCCAGAGAGAGACCAUGAUAGAUUUAAUGAAGAUUUCUUCAAGAAGGGUCAAAUAGGUGGCCAUUGCAAUAUGAAUACUAAAGCUUUCCUUGCUGAAGGGCAGCAAAAGAGUCCUUUGCAAUCUUGGUUUGCGGAGCUCCAGACAUACACAGAGAUGAGCUCCAGACCAUUGGAAGAUGGCAGCUGUGAGGUCAUUGUUGAGAAACCAACUUAUUUCAUGAAGCUUGAUGCAGGUGUCAAUAUGUACCAUCAUUUUUGUGACUUUGUAAAUCUUUACAUCACUCAGCAUGUUACCAACACUUUCGGCACUGAUAUCAACAUUGUUAUGUGGGAUACUAGUACAUAUGGAUAUGGAGAUUUGUUCAGUGAAACAUGGAAGGCAUUUACCGACUAUGAAAUAAUACAUUUGAAAUCGUAUGAUUCAAAAAGAGUCUGCUUCAAAGAAGCAGUUUUUACACUAUUGCCUCGAAUGAGGUUUGGCUUGUUUUAUAAUACACCAUUGAUUUCCGGCUGUCAUGGGACAGGAUUAUUCAGAGCCUUUUCCCAACAUGUGUUGCACAGAUUAAAUAUCACCCAAGAUGGGCCUAAGGAUGGGAAAAUCAGAGUUACAAUACUUGCCCGGAGUACAGAGUAUAGAAAGAUAUUAAACCAGAAUGAGCUUGCCAAUGCUUUGAAAACACUGCCAUUAUUUCAUGUCCAAAUAGUGAAUUACAAGUACAAGGAGCUCGAAUUUAAGGAGCAGCUGAAAAUAACCCACAAUUCUGAUAUCUUUAUUGGAAUGCAUGGAGCAGGCCUUACUCAUCUUCUUUUUUUGCCAGAUUGGGCUGUCAUCUUUGAACUGUACAAUUGUAAAGAUGAACGUUGCUACUUAGACCUUGCAAGACUGAGAGGUAUCCAUUACAUCACCUGGCAGCAAAAGGAUAAAGUGUUCCCUCAGGAUGAGGGGCAUCACCCGACAUUAGGAAAACAUCCAAAAUUUACAAAUUACGCCUUUGAUGUGGAAGAAUUUGUCCGUCUGGUUCUGUUGGCAGCUGAUCAUGUGUCACAACACUCCAAAUGGCCAUUUAGGAGAAAACAUGAUGAAUUCUAGGUCAAAUAAUUGGCCUCCUUUGCAGAAUGUCGGCUCUUUUGAAGUAGAAUCAUGAAUUAUGAACUUGUUUGAAGAGGGAGAAGGGAAAAAGGUUAAACAGGCAGGAGUCAUAUAUAAUGUCUCCCUCCAAGCAUAUUGUUUCUGUAUUAUUACUUUCUUACUGACAAUCCCUGUCCUAAUUUACUUGAGGAAUUUGCAUUAUGCAUGAUCUAUUUAUUAAAGUGACCAUGUUUGCACUAUAAUCUUCCUAUUUAUUUUAGGAUUGUCAGCCUCUUUGCUCCAGAGCAGUGGAGUGAAAGAUAAGCACACUGGACCUUUUUUCUUCUACUUCUUUUUGUGACCUGUAACAAGACCUUUACAGCCUUGUAUUUCCCUGCCUCCCUCCCUUCCUUAGCACUAACAGUGAUCUGGAAAUGAACAUCCAGCUGACCUGCAUCUAGUCAGUAUUUUUUUGUGUAAUGGAAAAGCUAAGAAAUCAGGUGGAUAAUGCAACUUAUGUGUGACAUGCUUAAAUGUUACACUUUUUUUAAAGUAGCAAAUCAUAGCUAAGAGAAGGAUUUUGGCAUGAAAUUCACAGAGGGCCUCAGUCCUAAUCAGCAGUGUAAUCCAGAUCUGGCACUCUGACUUCAUUUUUAAUUAAAAGAGAAGUAGCUCUCUGAAGAAUGCUUAUCCAUAUUUUUGUUUCCAUUGCUAUAUGCAUUUCACAUUUAGAACUGUCAUUAUACAGGUAAUCCUCAGUUAAUGAUCAUUUAUUCAGCAACCAUUCAAAGUUAAUGCAGUGCUGGAUGAGGAGACUUGUGCCUGAUCCUUAGAGUUAUAGCCACUGUAGCAUCCCCAUGGUCAUGUGAUCAUGAUUCAGGCACUUGGCAACUGGCUCACAAUUACAGUGGUUGCAACAACCUGUGGUCACAUGAUCACUAUUUGCGACUUCCACUGCUAGCUUCCCACAAGCAAAGGCAAUGGGGAAGCCAGUAGGAGGUCAUGAACUGCGAUCGCAUGACAUAAUGUAGGGUUCUUCUAAUGGCAACUAGAGCUGCUGGAACUGUUGUCAUAAAUCAGUGCAGUCAUUGUCACUUUUCCCAAAGAUGCUUUUUCACGAGACAACUGGACUUUCUUGUUCUUCUUUGAAAACAUUUCGCUUCUCAUCCAAGAAGUUUCUUCAGCUCUUGCUGGAUGGUAGGGAAUGAAUUAUAUUCCUUUCCGACAGCUAUUCAUUUGCAUUCUUUUAGCGAGUUGUUAAAGUUACCUGGAGGCUUAUCUGUGUCUUCAGGGACACCUGAGUAGUGCAAAUGGGUGUGGAGCCUUCUUGGAACUGUUGAAAGGAUUGUGUUGUAGA